AACUGUCAUUUCUCACACUCUCGGUCUCUUGUCUGUGACUGUCUGUCUCUCUCUGGUCUUCGCUACUCCAUUGUCUCACUCUCUCGUUCUCUCAAACUUAGCGUCUCUUCCAUCUGCUGCUUCUUCUUCUUCUUUUGCAGGAAAAUGGGUACGCGUGUUGCUAAUAAAUCAAGAAACCCACUUGCUUUUAUUACUAUUAGUAUAUUCAAAAAUCAUUAUUGCUGCUUUCAUGUUAGACUUAGAGUUAGUGUAGGGCAGCUAAAACCAUUUCACGCUCUUUAUUCUACUCACACUGAUAGAGAAAACUUGGAAAGCCAAUCUCAGAAUCAGAUUCAGUUCUUGAAAUCUGUGAGAGAUCAGUGCAAAUCUCGAAGCUUAAGGAACGUUGAUCAUGCCUUAGACAUGUUUGAUAAAAUGCUUCACAUGCGCCCUUUGCCUUCCAUUGACGAUUAUAAUCACAUGUUGGGUGCCAUUGCAAGAUUGAAGCAUUACCCGGAGGUAAUUUCGCUAUAUAAACAAAUGAAAUCAUUAGGAAUCUCUCCAAAUGUUUGUACUUUGAAUACUUUGAUUAAUUGUUUCUGUCAUUUGAACCAUCUAGAUUUUGGAUUCUCUGUCUUAGCAACAAUUUUGAAACUUGGUUAUCAACCAAACCAUAUAACUCUUAACACCCUUAAAAAAGGGCUGUGUCUUCGAGGUCACAUUGCUGGAGCUGUGAGAUUGGUAGAUGAAAUGGAGAGAAAAGGGUAUCAACCUGAUGCAUUUACUUGUGGAACCAUGGUGAACGGUUUGUGUAAGAUUGGUGAAACUGAUAUGGCUAUUAGGUUGCUUAGGAAUAUGGAAGAAAGGAAUUUUGAGCUUGAUAUGACAACAUUUAACACAAUCAUUGAUAGUUUAUGUAAGGACAGAUUGGUAACUGAGGCUUUGAACCUUUUAUCUAAAAUGAAGAGUAAAGGCAUUCAGCCAAACCUUGUCACUUACAAUUCCUUAUUUCAAAAUCUCGACUAGUGGAGGGAGGCUACUACUCUGUUGAAUGAGAUGGUGCAAAGGAAGGUGAUGCCAAAUGUGCUAACCUUUAGCAUAUUGGUGGACGCACAUUGUAAAGAGGGGAUGCUGAUGAAGGCAAAAGAAGUUUUUGGUGUGAUGAUUCGAAGAGGCAUUGAACCUAACACCGUCACUUGUAGCUGUUUGAUUGAUGGUUACUGUUUGCAAAACAAAAUGGAUGAUGCUGUGAAAACAUUUAAUAUGAUGAUUGAGAGAGGUUGUUUGCCUAAUCUGUUUAGUUAUAACAUAUUGAUCAAUGGAUAUUGCAAAAAUAAAAGAAUUAAUGAGGCAAUGCGUCUCUUUCGUGAAAUGUCCAACAAGGGAAUGAUUCCUGACGUUGUGACAUACAACACUCUUAUAAGGGGGUUUUGCCUAGUGGAGAGACUUGAGGUUGUGCUAGAGCUAUUCCAUAAGAUGCAAGAUUGUGGUGAAUGUCCAAGUCCCCAAACCUAUGCUAUCUUGUUGGAUGGCCUUUGUAAGAACAAAAAAAUUGGUGAGGCGAUGGCAUUGUUUCAAGAGAUGGAAGACAAAAAGUUG
Messenger RNA from Quercus robur (English oak), 1578 nucleotides. Its product is annotated as putative pentatricopeptide repeat-containing protein At1g12700, mitochondrial. The record is from RefSeq and is a predicted model, not a curated record. Gene Ontology annotation, molecular function: protein binding. Bases 145 to 1005 code for a protein of 286 amino acids. The transcript is spliced from 2 exons. NCBI's taxonomy places the organism in Eukaryota, Viridiplantae, Streptophyta, Magnoliopsida, Fagales, Fagaceae.